Oryzias latipes (Japanese medaka) is the source of this 3851-nucleotide messenger RNA. It is a transcript of the gene adora1b, whose product is annotated as adenosine A1 receptor b. Gene Ontology annotation, molecular function: G protein-coupled adenosine receptor activity. NCBI's taxonomy places the organism in Eukaryota, Metazoa, Chordata, Actinopteri, Beloniformes, Adrianichthyidae. The record is from RefSeq and is a predicted model, not a curated record. Gene Ontology annotation, cellular component: plasma membrane; dendrite; synapse. Gene Ontology annotation, biological process: G protein-coupled adenosine receptor signaling pathway.
AAACAGUUGUGAGGUUAUAACCUGCUUUCUCGUGAGCAUCUUCCUGGAUAAAUCAAAGUGUGUGGAGAGGAUGCUGCGCUCACCAGACGCAGGUGCAUCCAGCCAAGAGGAGGAGGCGCUGGGAGCGGAUCAGGAGCGACGCACAUCCACCGCUGGACAGCAGCUCCAAACGCAAACUCCCGAUUUUUAGCCUCCAUUUGACGCUUUUGUUCUUCUUUUUUUAUGAUUAUUACUAUUUUUACUACAAAGUGGAUUUCCUCUCGGCUGCUAUCGGACAACCUUAACGAGGCACCAUGACAGGGAUGAGCGCAGGGCUCGUUUGGAAAACGCCGAGGGGACUGUAGAAAACCAAGCAGCUCCGCUGGUUUCCCGUUUCGCUGCUGGGCUGAUUCCUCAACGAGGAUACCUACUCCUCAUCUCCUGGAAUGGCUGGGACACUCUUGUCAGCACAGUCCCUCUACAUAGGGAUGGAGGUGCUGAUUGCGGUCGCCUCCGUGGUCGGGAAUGUUAUGGUAGUUUGGGCUGUGAAAAUUAACAAAUCCCUGAGAGACACCACGUUUUGCUUCAUCGUCUCCCUGGCUCUGGCGGACAUCGCGGUGGGAGCGCUCGUCAUCCCUUUGGCCAUCACCAUCAGCAUCGGACUUCAGACGCACUUUUACAGCUGCCUGCUCGUGGCGUGCACCGUGCUGGUGCUGACUCAAAGUUCAAUCGUGGCCCUUCUGGCAAUCGCGAUUGACCGCUAUCUCAGGGUCAAGAUCCCAACCAGGUACAAACGAGUGGUGACUCGCCGGCGAGCAGGUCUGGCAGUGGUGAUAUGCUGGACGGUGGCUUUCAUUGUAGGGCUCACACCCAUGUUAGGCUGGAACAACCUGAGGCGCCUCCAGCAGAAUGGCUCCAUCAGCUCGGACCUCGUUAUCACCUGCCAGUUCGAGAACGUCAUUAGCAUGGACUACAUGGUGUAUUUUAAUUUUUUUGGCUGGGUGCUGCCGCCACUGCUGUUUAUGUUGAUUCUUUACGCAGAGAUCUUCUACAUGAUCCACAAGCAGCUGAAUAACAAGAAGAUCACUGCUAAUCACACAGAGCCGAACAGAUAUUAUGACAAAGAGCUAAAUCUUGCCAAAUCUCUGGUUCUGGUUCUUUUUCUCUUCGCCGUCAGCUGGCUCCCUCUCCACAUCAUCAACUGCAUCACUCUCUUCUGCCCCGAAUGCAAGAAGCCCAUAGUCCUCCUUUAUAUUGCCAUCCUGCUCACACAUGGAAACUCUGCAGUCAACCCAAUCGUCUAUGCUUUCCGCAUUAAGAGGUUUCGCUCGGCCUUCCGGAAAAUCUGGCAACAAUACGUUUGCUGCAAGGAAACACCAGCCCUGGAAUUCCAGCCCAGCGACAGGAAAGAAAUGCCCAUGCUGGUUCCACACCAGAUAACGCCGGUGGAUACAUCUCAGAUGGAAGACCUUAAACGUCAUCUAUCACAGCAGCAAGAACUUUCACCUCAGUUACAAGAGGAUCAGAAGACAGAAACACCUUAAUAAAGCAACCGAGAUUAACCCUCAACAGAGCAGAAUAUGUUCCAAACAAACAGAACCGAUCACUGCAGUUGUCACUGAUCAGUCCAAAAGCAGUUGCUCUCUUCAUUGGAAUGUGUUCUUCUGAGAGGCAGAGAAUGCUUUACAGCAAGGCUGCAGUGUUUGAGUGACCAACACCACAUUGAUCACUUGAAGAUUUUCACAUUUUUCUCAGGAUAUUUAUUCAAAGUUUGGUCAGAGGGGGGAAAAAGAAGAGCAGCAACUGAAAAAACUUGCUAUAAAGGAGGUCCUUUUGAUAGUUAUACUGGCGACAGACUUUAAUCAAUCCACUAUAACUGCUUUUUUUCAUUAUGAUGAAACAGUUGGCGUGGAAAUAACAAAACGUGCAAUAUAAAUUAUUGUUGUUGCUAAUUAUACGAUUAUAAAAUGCCACAGCUCGCUUGAACAUUUUUAGAACAAAUAGAGCAGGGUACUUCAUACCACUAUGUAUAUGUUUAAACUGUCAAUGAUGGAAAGAAAAAAUGAAUGUAAUGUUGUAAAUAAGAUUCCAGCAGCACAGCUGUGAAUGCUCCUCUUAUCUUCAGGGUCUAAAUUGCACAACUUUAAAGCAGCACCUCAGUAAGUGCUGUAGGAAAGGUUUUGUAACCUCUCAACAGCUCUCCAUGGACUCCAGGCUUUCCCUGAUACAAAAAAAAAAUCAGUAAUACACGGCAGAGGAGGUGGACAAGAAUAAGAAAGUAGCAGACUGAGGCAACGGGAGAAUUUUAACAGUUCACAAGCUGCAGGACAAGCAGGAAGGUCUGGCAACUAUUCAUGAGGGACAAACACAAGAUGCACUUAAAGAGCAUUUUUAUCUGGCCUCCACGCCGGCUGGUGGCGGCGAGAAUCAUGUCUCUGCCUCUAUUUCAGAAGCAUUUGGAAAACCUUAGCACGGCAGAUAUUAGCUUAAGCAGCCUUACAGUAUUUUGGUAAGUCUUGAUUGAACUGGUUUCUUAGAACCUGAAGAUUGUGAGCAUUUACUACCAUGCAAGCUCAAAGUUUUGCAUAAUGCCAAGCUGGUAUGUUUGUAGAAGAAUAGAUAAAGUAUGUUUAGUGCUUUUCAUCUAAACACAAUGUAAAGGAAUGUAAAUAUGUAUUGUUUGAUCCCUUUUACUAUAAGAUUUCACUAAAAUGUGUGACAAUCUCCUGAAAAAGUGAUAUUUUGUCUCCUAACUGAAAAAAGUUAGAGAUAUUUAAAUCUUAAGAGACAGAAAAAUAACUUUAACCAAACCACUCACUUCUUUGGCUCACGUCAAUAUCUUGGCAUGGUUGAAAUAUACUUAAUUAGCCAACUUUAAAGGCAAAAAUAAGAAAAAUGGUUUAAUAACUAUUAAAUGAAGCAUUCUUUUGCGAGUGCCAUAUUACUUCUUCCUUUUUGCCAUUUAACAAACAUCUGUAGUGUUCUGUUUAUAUUUCAGCUCAAUUGUUUCUGGUCUAAUGUCUUCUGAGAUCAAGCAGCUGCCAUUAUGUAUCAUUUCUAAGCUAAAACGAAAUAUCAGCAGCAGAUGGAAAGGUCAUACAGGCCACGGUUUUCAAUUAAUUUCAAGAAGGAUUUAUGCUAAAUAAUGUGCUUGGACAGCCACUAAUUGCUGAAGCUGCACACAUAAAUUAAACAAGACAAUACAAAAUCUUGUCGUAUGUUAUGAACUCUCUCUGACUGAAGCACUACUCAGCAUUUUUAGCUCUGUUUAUGUAACAAAGGCAUUUUAGCAGGGAGGAAAUACUGUGACAUUGCUUUUGUACAGAAGGCAUCUUCCAGCCUUUAACUCAAAGCACAAUUCUUAUAAAGCCUCAAGUAAAGUGCAUUUAUUAAAGAGUAUGGAUGUAAUCUUCACUAUGAGCCUGUGUCAAAGUCUUGGUUUUACACGCUAACCCUGUGCGCAACUAUUGUGCUUUAAGAUGGGAAAGCUUGUCCGGCUUCAAAAAAUUACACGUAUUUCUAAGAAAAAAACUGUUAUUUUUUUCCACAAAGAAAAGUGAAAGAAAAUACUACUAUGUUCAUCAUUUGGCAAUAAAUUACAAAAACAGUUUAGUUUAGUUUUGUUGCUUUUAUUAGCUUCAAGCAAACACAGGCUAGACCUGAGGUUUAGCCAAAUGAUUAAGUGACUGGUUAUCCUGUUUCUCAACCCUGAUCCCCAUGGCCCACGUAUGCUUCCCUGCUCAAACAUACCUGACUUUAAUGACCAUCAUUACCAGCCCUCUGCAGUGCUUGAUGGGGAGCUAAAUUAGGUGUGCUAAAGCAUGGUAACAUGGAUAAUAAGCAGGAUGGUGGGCUCAGAGCACCAGGAAAAA